AUGUACUCGCCCGCGCUCUCCGGCGCCGUCAAGCACCGGCACAACGCCACCUCACGCGAUCGCUUCGACCGCUCGCUGUCCCCCCGUCUCGCGGGAAACGGCCAGCAGCCGUUUGACGGAUCCACGCGCAGUCGACGGCGUCGCAGUUGGGUGGACCAUGAGGGCGGCGAGUCGCUUCCUCUAUUGGAUCGCCAUACCCGUCAGACGCCGUCGAGAAUGGAGACGGCUACCCGCAGCUUGAGAGGGCGUUGGCGUGUGCCUCACCACUUGCGCGACAUCACGAAUGCUCUCAUGUACGGCAUCAUCAACUCGAUCUUGACGAUCCCGUGUAUGUAUGGCUACGCGGCGAUCAUCUUUAGUCACCCGGACUUUGCAAACUUCAUGCCCGCGCUGUCUAAGCUCGUGAUGUUCUCGAGUGUCGUGCACCAAGUCAUGUUUACGCUCUUGAGCACGCUGCCGUUCGCAAUUGGCCAAGUGCAAGACGCAGGGCUGAUUUUCCUCAGUGCGAUUGCGACGUCCAUUUGCAACUCGCUCGGUCCAGACGUGUCGCUGGAAGCCAAGGUCACAACCACAGUCGUUACGAUUGGCUUGGCCACCGCCCUGCUCGGUGUGGUGCUUGUGCUGCUGGGGAAGUUCAAGCUUGCAGGGUUAGUGUCGUACCUGCCUAUGCCCGUCGUGGGCGGCUACCUCGCAUACAUUGGCCUGUUUUGCUUGUAUGCUGGCUUGUCAUUGUGUACCGGCCUGGUAAUUAAUGACUUCACCUCAUUCACGCAUAUCUGGGACCUGCACUACAUGGUACUCUGUGUCCCGGGCGUGGUGGGGGGCAUUGUCUUGUUGCUGGUGGCGCAGCGGUGCGAGAACUCAUUUGCACUGCCCGCGACGAUUCUAUUGAUGCCACUGCUGUUCUAUGUAGUGCUGGCGCUUUGCGGGAUCUCGCUGGAGGAAGCGCGCGACUACGGGUGGGUCGCCCCUGUGUCAGCCCCUGCUGGUUUCGUGCAAAUGUUUGAUCUAUUUGAUUUGCCGCAAAUGCACUGGAACCAAGUCCCUCGGCAAUUUACGACAUGGCUCGGCAUGACAUUUGUUGUGGCCUUCUCGUCGUGUCUGGAUGUGGCAGCUAUCGAGAUGGACAUGGGCAGUCAGCUGAACAUCAAUCAUGAGCUGAAAUCUGUCGGCUGGUCCAACUUCGUCAGCGGAUUGCUGGGCGGCUACACUGGCUCGUACAUUUUCUCGCAGACCAUCUUCACAUACCGCUCCAAGACGAACUCGCGAGUCGUGGGUGUCUGUGUCAUUAUUUCGGAGUUCGCCAUCGUGCUUGUACCGUUAUCGAUCAUGAGCCUCGUACCGCGGUUUUUCUUCGCAGCCGUGUUGAUCUUUAUCGCAGUCGACUUGAUGAUGGAGUGGCUUGUUCACGUGUACCACAAGAUCUUGCCUCGGGAGUACAUCGUUCUGUGGCUCUCCUUCAUCGCUAUCAACAUGGUCUCGCUCGAGCUCGGAAUGGUGCUUGGCAUUGGGUUCGCUAUCGUCAACUUCAUGAUCGGUUACGCGCAAGUGCGCGUCGUCGCUCGCAGAUCACGCUCCUCUGCUGCUGUGCGAAAACUUGCUGCUAGCACGCUGCUCGGUCAGAAGCGCGACGCCAUCGUGUACCUGGAGUUGUACGGAUACCUUUUCUUUGGCUCAUCGGUGCAGAUUCUUGAAGACGUGCAAAAAGCGGUGUACGUUCGCAAGCCCCGAAUCGACAAACAGCAAAAGUCGGGUAAGAAAGUGGGUGUGGAACUGCCGGUUGUCGAUGACUCGAGUAUUCCCCUUACACCUGUAUCCAAGCGAGAUGUCCCAAUCAUGCGUUUAGAUGGCAGCCCCGCCCCGCAUCCUGAUGGGCUACCGACCGAAUACGUUGUCAUGGACUUCAGCCGUGUUUCUGGUAUGGAUGCAACAGCGGCACGAAGUGCGUUUAUGUCGUUGCAGCAGGACUGCAAACGCAAUGGAAUUACUGUCAUGUUUGCGGAUGUGCUGCCCGAGAUCCGCAGCUUGCUUGUCCAAAACGAGAUCGCGGACGAAAAGAGCUUCUUUCCCAAUGCCGAUGCAGCUCUGGAGUUUAGUGAAAACCAGCUGCUGCUGCACACGGACCCUGUUCAAGACCUCGAUUACUCGCAUGCGUCUAUAAGUGCGCUGUUGCAUCGCUUUAUUGGCGAGUCGGACGAGUCGCCCCUUUUCGCUGGCAUCGAUCAGUUUUUCCGGAAGUACGAAGUGCCUGCCGGCUACGAGUUCUACCGUGUAGCAUCCUACCCGGACCGCUUCUACUUCCUCGCCAGCGGUCGCGUGGCGCUCUUUAUGAACGACGACGGUAGCGUGGCCCCUGGCAAGUCGUUGGUUCCAUUGGAGAAUGUAACGCCUGGUGCCAUGUUUGGCGAAGUCGACUUUUUUGGCCGUCAAUACCGAUACAUGGCUGCAACGGCGAUCGAGCCGUGCACUGUGUUUGAGAUGACCCGCCAGGGCUACGAGUCGAUGGAUGAGGUGGCGCCGAAGCUCCGGAACCGUCUGCGGGACGUGGUGAUGCAAUCGAUGGCGCUGUCGAUUACGAAUAACACCUCGAUCAACACUUUGAACAGUGUCGUUGGCCGUCCUCGGGGACGCGACAACUAA
Hyaloperonospora brassicae is the source of this 2640-nucleotide messenger RNA. NCBI's taxonomy places the organism in Eukaryota, Oomycota, Peronosporomycetes, Peronosporales, Peronosporaceae. The record is from the annotation of a GenBank genome assembly.